UGAGGCGGACAGACAUCAAGACCAGGCCCCGCAGCAACAGCGACGAGACCUCGGCAGUGCGAGGGAAACACCGUCACCGCCACCAUGCCUGCGACGUCGGCUCCGAACGACGAGGACCCGGCGUUUAUUGGCGGCCGUCAUGUUAGUGUCACUUAUCUCACCACCAACCCGGGAGGCUCGAAGCUCUCCGAGACUAUCCACAGGACGCUGCACGGGACUCGGGUGGUGCUGAAGAGAAUGGCCGUGGUGGUCGUGUACGUGGUUGCCCUUGUGGUGGGCGCGCUGGUGCUGCUGCUCUACGCGGUUGUUGUCCUGCCUCCCAAGAGGGCUCGAAAGCGUUUUUUGGGCACCGGGAAGGAGGACGAAAUGUUGACCAAUGACUGGUGGGGGCUACAUGAUGGAGACGAUGUUGCGGCGAGGGAGAAGAGAAGCCCCAGGAAGCUCAACAUGCGCAAGGAUAUCGAGCUACGCACGUGCUACAUCACCACAAGGGAUGGUGUCAAGCUGGCCACGGACGUCUGGAUUCCGCUCAAGGCUCUGGAGAAGAGGAAAACUCUUCCCGUCGUGUUCCAUCAGGCUAGUUUCCGAUCCACCGGCGCCCCCACAUCUCCUUCAAGGUACUACCGUUCGGCGACCCUCCGGUGGCCUUUCAAUCUCUUCGUCAACGGCGGCAAGCCAAUCAGCUUCAUCAACGACCCCUUCUUCAAGAGUUUCUUGUCUCACGACAUGGUUCUCGUGUCCGUUGACGUCCGCGGAACCGGAGCGUCUUUCGGGACGCACCCGGGACCAUGGAGCCCCGAAGAGCAACAGGAUUCCUUGGAGGUGCUGGACUGGAUUGACCGACAGUCAUGGAGCAACGGAAGGGUGGCGCUUUGGGGCCUCAGCUACGAGGGCACGAGUGCUUUCUUCACAUCGCUGCUGAGGCACCCCAGUGUGGGUUUCAACGACUCUCUGGACUCCGGCUGGGUGCAGAGCACGGGCUGGAUGGCGAAAAUUUUCCUGGAAGGGGUGACGCCCGUGAAGUCAGAGGAUUCUUGGGGGUACCAGGCCCACCAAGCCAUCAACCAACACAAAGACAACUGGAGUCUUCUCGAGGACGACCACAUCCGGUACAUGGACGACAGGUCGAGGCAGACUGGCCGCAUGGUCGGGUCUGCCUGCGCCAGCCAAGCCGUGCAAAAGCUCCUCGCCGAGAGGCACGGGUGUUUAGGCCCCGCUCCAGGGCCGUCGUCAAACCCACGCGGUGGUGGUGGCCCUGGCUCCGAGGAACCCUCGUGCGCCACCUUGGCAUCACCGCCAAAUUUGGAUGGAAGUACCUCCGCACUGAACGCGGACUGUUCAUCGGAGGAGAGUAGUGAGCGGAAGUCUGAUUCCACGCCCAACGGCAAGCGCAGCACGGAAGAGAACGACUGCGAGGAUAGCGGCGGGGAGAGCGCAGGGGCUGGUGGCGGCACCAGCGGCAGUUUUGAAGAGAAGGAGGAAGGGGACGACCAGGAGAAAAACGACGGCGCCACUAGACAAGCACAGAGUGGUGAUGAAAAGACGGUAGAGGAGGCACCGCAGCUGCUGCUGCAGCAGCAGCAGGAAGAAGAGAGCUUAGAGAAGGUCCUCCCUUUCUACCUUCACGUGUCCGGAUGGCUUGAUGCGUCUGCGCACGCCGCGGUAAUGGCCUUCACGACGCUCCCUUGUAGGUUUGACUUCAAGACAGAAGUUUCAGGAUUCCUGGUUCAGCGUCUCUCCCAAGACACCCCUUCGGACUCGGCAAAAGCACCCGCGUCUCCCGCCCAUACCACGCCCGCGCGCUUAGACGUGCCGUCAUCGUCGUCGCCCACUCAAUCUGUGCCUCUGCUGCAAGACGGCGGCGAUACCGGUGCCGAUGCCGCCGCCGGUGUUGAUGCUGUGGCGACGGAGGCUGGUACCGCUGCUGUGGAGGACGGCGGCGGCGGCGGCGGCGGCGGCGGCGGCGCGAGCGUUCUCCUCGAUGAGAGCCAGGAGUCGAAGGCCUUGUGGAAGAGGGCCCGGCCUAGGGAAGAAAGAUGGCACGAUUCCGCCGAUUUUCCUUCGGAUCGCGCCGACAAGACCGACGUGUCGCUGUUCCUAGGCGGCACAGAACAAUGCCCGCUCUCCACCAUGCAGACAGUCCCAGGGGGGGCCGCAACAAACGCGCAGAAAGAGGGGGGGGGUGCGCCAACGAUCCACCAUGGCGUUAGCGCUGAGGGGGUGGAGGGCAGCGAGGGUGGUGGGGGCUCUGAGCAGACUGGACGUGUGCUGAAGAGCAGCGGAGGCGAGGCUGCGGCGGACGGGAGCGGUGCGGAGGCUAAGCGGGGCGUGAGGGGAAGGCUGUCAUCACGCUUGGCAAGCUGGCCAGCCUUCAGGAACCCUAGGCUCACGCUGUCCCAAGGCUCGGGGGCGCGGGAAGAGGAGGCCAAGACCCACGAGCUGGAGGUGGACAUGUUGGAAGACCAUGACGGCGAAGGGAUCAGCCGAUGGGCAGCCAUGACCGAGUUUUUGAGCCUAAUCUCCUACCAGAUGGACGGGAUGCGGUCGAACCACUUGCGCUUCACCUCUGCGCCGCUCAGACAGGACAUAGAGGUGACGGGAUACCCGGUGGUGUCGCUGUGGGUGAGCGCUGCGGACGACAUUGCAAACCUGGACGUUUUCGCGUACCUUCAAGCUGUUAGACCCAGGACGGGACUGUCGAUCUACGUCACGGAGGGAUGUUUCCGAGCGGAACACCGUAAGGAGGCCCUCAGGACAGAACCUGUCGACGUCCGAGCCCUGCCGGGGGUACCUAUCCACAGCUACCUGCGGUCAGACGCGCAGCCGCUGAGGAAGGGGCAACCAGUGGAGAUAAAGUUCAAGCUCAUGCCCACCUCCUUCAAGUUCCUCAAGGGGCAGCGGGUGCGCCUGUCCAUAGGAGGGGCCGACGCCCGCCACUUUCACCCUAUCAUCCCGACUCCUCCCGGAAGCCGCACGGCCUCUACCGGGGACGCAGUAGCCGCCAUCCCCGGGCGUAGCACCGCUGCCCCGGGCGGUAGCGCUUCUGCUGCUGUGGGAGGGCAGUCGAGCAGCGUUGUGACGAAGAGGGUGUUGCGGGUGCACACCGGCGGCGCUUUCGCUUCGAGCAUCAGUCUUCCCGUGCCUUGCCGUGGUGGCAACGACAUCGUCGGGGCGGAGCGGGGGUCUCUGCGACCGGGCGGAGAAGAAGGCCGGCUGGCGACGGCGCAAGCCAGCAACGGUUAG
This is a messenger RNA of Ectocarpus sp. CCAP 1310/34, 3243 nucleotides long. Lineage: Eukaryota; Phaeophyceae; Ectocarpales; Ectocarpaceae. The record is from the annotation of a GenBank genome assembly.